Anoplophora glabripennis (Asian longhorned beetle) is the source of this 1101-nucleotide messenger RNA. Its product is annotated as cell growth-regulating nucleolar protein. The coding region runs from base 67 to 1038 and encodes 323 amino acids. Lineage: Eukaryota; Metazoa; Arthropoda; Insecta; Coleoptera; Cerambycidae. Gene Ontology annotation, biological process: negative regulation of transcription by RNA polymerase II; rRNA processing. Gene Ontology annotation, molecular function: DNA binding. The record is from RefSeq and is a predicted model, not a curated record. Gene Ontology annotation, cellular component: nucleolus. The transcript is spliced from 3 exons.
GUUCUGUGGUGCUUCGAGUUGAGGUUAUGCGAAAUUUUAUAAAAUAUUUGAAUAAACUAUUUGAAAAUGGUGGUGUUUACUUGCAAUCACUGUGGAGACAGUUUGCAAAAGCCCAAAGUUGAAAAACACUACAGUUUUGCCUGUAGGGCUGAUAAAUCUUUGACAUGUGUUGAUUGCUUCAAGGAUUUUAGAGGUGAAGAAUAUGUAACCCAUACGAAAUGUUUAACAGAAGAUGAACGUUAUGCUGCAAAAGGAACGUAUGUUAAUGGUAUCGUAAAGAAAGGUGAGGUUAAACAAGAAUCGUGGGUAGAAAUGAUAAAAUCCAUUCUGGAUAAAGAGAAUAAUUUGAAGCCGUCGUGUCGUAAUUUACUGAAUACUAUUUCUCAUUAUGAUAACAUCCCAAGAAAAAAACCAAAAUUUAUUAAUUUUAUUAAGAGUUCUUCCGGAGGGAGGGUAAAUAUGAAAGAUGUGGAAGACGUCUGGAAUAUUAUAGAAAAAUAUAAAAAUGAAAAUGCCGGAAAAGCUCAAACUAUUAACGGCCAUAACGAAAAAGUUAAAAAGGAAAGUCAAAAUGGUGACGAUAGUAUUAGUGAAGAAAAAAAUUCCAAGAAUAAAGAAAAUGAAACAAAGAAAAGGAAAACUGCUGCAGAGACAGAAGAUUCCCCCAAGAAAAAGAAGUAUAAAAAAGUCCAGCAAAUUGACGAGACUAUUGUAGAAAAUGAAAAUGUUAGCUUCCAAAAUGAUGAUGGUGAAAAGAAGAAAAAGCAUAAAAAAGUUAAAGAAAUGUUAGAUAUAAACGGGGAAACAUCAGAAAAUGUAAAAUUUAACUUCAAGGAAAAAAUUCUAGAAGUCGUCACUGCAAAACAAAGUAUCUCUUUAAAGAAGCUUCAGAAGAAAAUAUUGAAAGCUUAUUUGAAAGAAACGGGUGAAUCGGAAAUUACACCUACACUUAUAAAAAAAUUUAACAAGAAACUGAAAAAAAUUCCUAACUUGGAAAUUAAUGAUGAUAAAGUUACGGUUUCAGAAAGAAACAAUUAAGUUCAUAUUACGUUUUGAUACAUUAAAUAUUUUUCAACUAUAAAUUUAGAAACAUGAAGUAAU